UAUCCGACUGAAGAAAUGAAGAUUGCACAAGAAAAUCAGUUUAAUUGUGAAUUUUUAUCGCAAGGUGACCAGAUGAUACAGGACUAUCUGGACUUUACUAAACUGGAAUCAACUAAUAUUUUCAAGAUUUUCAAAAUGUUAAUACAAAUAGAAGACCUACACACAAUGCUACCGUAUUGUCGUGUGUAUCUGGAAAACGUGGUAGUAACUUCGUGUGGCGGGUACUUAAAAUUCGACAUUAAUGUACCAACAAAUGUCAAUAUCGAUGAAAUACUCAAUCCCAUAAUGGAUGAGGUAGUAUUUGUGCCACUUAUGAGUCGAGCAAUAGCACAAAAUCAACUCAAUUAUCCAGUUGAUCUACUCAUACAUCAUCCACAUGAAUCGCUGACCACUGAUGUAGAACUUUUUCGAGAAGUAGGCUUACUGGAUAAACUCGAGGGACAAACGGCGUUUGUGGAAAGCUCAAAUCCACGUUUCAAUAUAACUAAAAGCUAUGACAUCAUAUUUCGAUCGAGGCGGGUACACUUUCGUUAUAUGCAUCGUGCGUUGGAACUCUUAGAUCAAGUACGUUGCGAGUAUCUUUUUCCUCAAAGGAACCCUUAUCGCCAGGAAGCGCCGAAGACAGUGAAGUUAUCACUGAUUAAUAAACAAAUUAGUGAAAAUCCAGAACAAUUGCAAGCUGUUGCACAAAUUGCUGGCGGUGCAAACCCUUAUGCGCCAUAUAUAGUUGUCGGACCGCCAGGUACCGGCAAAACGACCACAAUCGUAGAAGCCAUACUCCAGCUAUACAUUUCUCGUCCGAAUUGCCGUAUCUUAAUUACAGCAAGCACGAAUUCCGCAUGCGAUACAAUUGCAUUGAAGUUAUGUGAACAUUUUGAAAAAAAUCCUCGACUUAGAAAACUCACACUACAACGUAGUGGUACGAAUUUUAUGGGACGCCCCAAACCACCGACGGCCAUUUUGCGUGUCUUCUCGAAAUCACUAUUUAAGAAGGGCUUCAAAAAUAUAAAUCGCACACUUUUGGAACAUUCGAAUUUUUGCAAACGUUCUUAUAAUUCACCAUCUGUUGAAGUAUUACAAAAAUACAAUAUAAUUGUGGUGACCCUCUGUACUAUGGGCCGAUUGUGUACCGGCACCAUUGGCAAUUGGCCAUUUACUCAUCUAUUCAUAGAUGAGGCGGGCGCCACAGCGGAACCAGAAGCUUUGGUGGCCAUAACGAGUGUCAAUACGAAAAAUUGUCGUGUAAUAUUGUCGGGCGAUACAAAGCAAUUGGGGCCGGUGGUUAUGUCGCCGGUAGCCGCAGAGCUUGGUCUAAAAUACUCGCUAAUGGAGCGUUUGCUUAAUCGCGAUUGUUAUGCAAUUCAUGUUGAUGGUAGCUAUGAUCAUACUUUGCAGACACGUUUGCGUCGCAAUUACCGUUCACAUCCGGCAAUUGUAAAAUUAUAUAAUCAUCUAUAUUAUAGUGAUGAACUUUUGGCAAAAGUAAGCUUAGAAAAUUUAAUUAAAUGGAAAGAUUUGUCGAUUUUGGAUAAUGAAAAAUUCCCUAUAAUUUUUCAAGCUGUUCAUGGAAAACUUGGCAAAUCUAUAACAUCGUGUAGUUCUUUCAAUAAAUUAGAGGUGGAUGUAAUCAUUUGGACUAUAAAGCAAUUGCGUGCAAACGCAGUAGCCAAUUGUGCUCGUUUCGGUCCUGGAGAUAUUGGUGUUAUAUCACCAUAUAAACUGCAAUGUGCUCUUAUCAAAAAGCAAUUGCAUGAGCAAAAUAUAUCCGGCGUAGAAGUGGGCACAGUUGAAAUUUUCCAAGGCCGCGAAAAGCCCAUAAUCAUAGCAUCGUUUGUAAAAUCCUUCUGUAAUUUAGGGUUUACCGCCGAUCCGCAGCGUUUAAAUGUUGUCCUCUCACGUGCUCAAUCGCUGCUCAUACUCAUUGGUAAUCCUCAAACUUUACAACAGAAUAGCGAUUUUGAAUAUUUGAUUCAAGAGUGUUCAAGUAUAGGCAAUUUUAGACAAAAAGUCAUGACCCUAAAUAAUAAGCCAGUGAUUUCAACACCGAAUCCAACCAUCACAGACAAAUGA
This is a messenger RNA of Rhagoletis zephyria (snowberry fruit fly), 2070 nucleotides long. It is a transcript of the gene Mov10, whose product is annotated as Mov10 RISC complex RNA helicase. Gene Ontology annotation, molecular function: 5'-3' RNA helicase activity; RNA binding. The record is from RefSeq and is a predicted model, not a curated record. Gene Ontology annotation, cellular component: P granule; cytosol. Gene Ontology annotation, biological process: regulatory ncRNA-mediated post-transcriptional gene silencing. NCBI's taxonomy places the organism in Eukaryota, Metazoa, Arthropoda, Insecta, Diptera, Tephritidae.